Molecule: messenger RNA, 6653 nt
Organism: Amoebophrya sp. A25
Lineage: Eukaryota; Dinophyceae; Syndiniales; Amoebophryaceae
Source: the annotation of a GenBank genome assembly
UACCAAUUUAUUAGCUUUUCACUAGCAGAAAAAUGAAAAAGUACAUGUGACGAGUCUUAUUGAGGCCUAGGCGCAGCCGCGGGAUUACCCUUGGUCGAGGAGAGUACAUCCGGACGCAAAAGUGGCGGCUCAGUUCUAAGACGCGAGCCGAAGCCUCAGUCCUUCUACGCGUAUUAUCCAAGACGGCACAGGCUUGAGUUCUACGAGUAUAAUUGAAUCAAAGACAGGAGCAUAACAGCGACAGCCAAGAAACGAAGAUGAAGAAGUCUCUUUCCUCUGCAAUGUCUCCGAGGAUCCAACGGGGCUCCACGCUGUCGCCGGAGAAGAAACUACGAAUCGAGUACGAUGAGGAACGGCAGGUCAUCAUGGCAAAACAUCGGGAAGAGGUUUAAUUUGAGACCUUCGUGUUGAUAAGGAUGUACUUAACUAGAUGUUUUUGUUUCUUCUGAUUUGGUUUUGCUUUUUCAGCUAGUGUGUACCAAGAAUGAACUUUGUAGAUGUUGGCAGUGAGAAUAUAAUUCGUACAAGUACUAGAAUGUUGAAGUGUGCGUGUCAAGCGACAACCUUUGUAUUCUAUCCUGUCAGCUGCAAUCAAUGACUGCUCGAUGCGAUGACGAAAUUUCGAGAACGACGUGCGGUCUGAAACAGCAACACGAGGAGGAAAUAGGAGAGCUGAAGCGUGCGGUGAAAUAUGGCCAUAUUAAUGAACACGUAGAUUAGAACGGAUGGGACCUACGAGUAUUGUAGCGAGUCAGACUAAGUACAUCUGCUCUUUUAAAUUCUUUAAAAUGUUGGCGGGUCUAUCCGUCUUCCUUUCCGAUAGUGCGUUUCCUAGGACUUUCCGAUAGUGCAUUUUCCAUUUUUAGAUUUGCACAACUUCGACCUAGCAGUUGUAUCACACGGUUUGAUCAACAUUAUCCCUCGUUUCUGUUGAGAUGAGAUGGGCAGUAGCAACCUGUCCUGCUAUCCUAUCCUAUUUAUCCCUCGUUUCUGUUGAGAUGAGAUGGGCAGUAGCAACCUGUCCUAUCCUAUCCUAUCCUAUUAGAUGAACAUUAUCCCUCGUUUCUGUGCCUCCUUUUCACACCUCCUUCAUCAGACGGGUCUGGAGAUAGAGUACACCUCUGACCUCGAGAGAGUUCGGGAGGAGCGUGUGAAGGAGAAACAUGCCUUUGAGGAACGAUUGGAGCUUUUAGAGAAGAAGCUGAACCAAAGUCGAAGAGAGUUCGACUUGGAAAGGAGACAACUGGUCUCACAAAAGCAGGAAUUGCAGGUUCUAUAGCUCUACUCGAAAACUGAAAAUAGCCGAGUUACAUAUAUAAAUUGAUCUAUAGACUACUUCUGAUUUACUUUUCAAAAAAAAAAAUAACCGAGUUACAUAUAUAAAUUGAUCUAUAUUAGACUACUUCUGAUUUACUUUUAAAAAAAAAAAUAACCGAGUUACAUAUAUAAAUUGAUCUAUAUUAGACUACUUCUGAUUUACUUUUCAAAAAAGGACUUUUCAAAAAAAAAUCUAUUGUCAGGUGGAACGCGACAGUGUUAAAGUUAAGGCUCAGCUUUCAAUGGUCAUUGGGGUUGGUCACUGAGAUCGAAGAGGCGACCCCUUGCGGAAAGAUGAGGGGAAAACUAAGGGAAAGGGGAGAGCUUUGAAGGGGGUCCCUUCCGUUCAGAGUCAGUGACCCUUGAAUGCUGAGCUUUAAUAAAGAGAUGCACCAGAGCUACGUGGACUUGUAUGGGAAUAUCCUAACCAAGAAGGAGGACUCUCACGCGAGGCAGCUAGCCGAGCUAGCAGCAGAUCAGGCGCGCGAGAAGGAAGAGGCAUUGCGGUUAUGAUAACCAUUUACUCGUCAUACUAUACGGUUAUGAUUUUACUCAUACUUUUCUUUUUUCGGUUUUUGUUUUUUCUAGUUAGAUAUGCUCCAGCAACAUACUAUACGGUUAUGAUAACCAUGAUGAGUACAACCUACCAUGAUGAGUGACUAUUUAGUGCUCUUUAUGACUAGCCUGGCUGUUGUACUAGUCAUAAAGAGCAGCGUUGGGUCUUAACCGCAACGCCUCUUCCUUCAAGUGAGUAUGAGAAGUGUAAGUAGUAGUAACAGAGUAAAGUAGAAAAAGAAAUAGUUCCUUGAAGAAGAGUAAGUAGUGCUCUUUAUGACUAGUAGUAGCAGAAUAUAGGGACCACUCGAAGUUGAGCAGCAACAGAGCUCACUCUAAUAUGCGUGGUCGGAAGAGAAAAAGCAAAACUCGAAGAGCAAAUGGAAAGGGAAAAGGGAGUGAUGAGUCGUACUACUGCUAUUUCUAUCACUUCUUUGGUAGUCUAAGUACUUACUUGAUGCUGAUACAUAGUUGUCGAUUUGAUCUAAUUGAUGCUGACACUUGAUCUAAUUGAUUCGCGUCUCCAACAAAACCACACCACUUGCACUUUAAUUAUCACCCCUCAAACUCAGAGGAAAAGCAGCUCCUCUCCGUGGAGUUGCAGAGUGCAAGACAUCAGUGUGAGGAUUUGCGAGCACAACUAGCAGCGAGGGAAAAAGAACACGAGGAUUUUCUGCGGGAACAUGCGAUAAAGCAAAGCGACCAUCAUACGAAAGUGGCUCUGAGGAAUCUUUAUGGAUGCAAUAAUUGGAAAUAUGUUAUCAAACUCAACAGAGUUUCACAUAAGUUAAACUCAGAGUAAUUGGAAAUAUGAUAUGUUAUCAAACUCAGAGUUUCACAGUGAAACAGAGAGAUUUUCACAGUGAUUCUUGCAAAGCCAUUAAUCGAUCCACUACAUUGUCUAAAUUUGGAAAGUCAUUAUCCCACUGCAUUGUCUAACUAUCACUAGAAGAUAUCACUAACUAUAACACUUCUAGAAGAGCCUAGAAAAGCAGCAAGAGGAGAUGGCUCUAUUGUUCGCUACUCUAUCUCCGCUCUAACCCCCACUAGAAGAGCAGCAAGAGGAGAUGGCUCAGUUGGAGACGCGGAGACAGACCGAGAUCCAACAUGCUAGGGCGAAACUGCGGUCGUUGGAGACAAGGUACGAGCACAACCUGGAAAAAUUGAAGGAGGACUUUGAGGUCCGACUAAAAACCGAAAAGGAACAGUGGAAAGCGAAUAGUGCCGCGUUAGCGAAGGUUGAACUGGUAAAUAGUGAGGCAUUAGCAAAGGUUCUUGAACUGGUACUGCUUUAGAAAGCGAAUAGUGCUGCGUUAGCAAAGGUUCUUGAACUAGUACGUAAAAACUGAAUUUAAAGUUGUUUAUUUUGUGAUUACAACAGUGACACUGUUGUAUGCUCCUCUUUUUUCUCAUCUUUUCUUCAACUGUCCCUGCAGGCUCUCGCUCUCGUCAUGCCUCUGGCAGACGCGAACUCCCUAUCUUCAUCUCUAGAGUCAUCCUAUUCAAACCUAUGCUUUACCUCACUUCAGGCCGAACUCGAAGAUAAGCAUCUUUCAGAGCUAAUAGAGAAGGAUAAGGAACUACAGACUAAGAUCGAAGCAUCGACACGAGAUUUGCGGCGAAACCUUGAAAUUAUGGCAUGGCUGAGUGCUAGCCUGUGGAAAUAAAGUUGCAGUUUUUGAAUAUCACUCUGUAAAGGUGCUAGAGAUUUUUGCCUGGCUGAGUAAGAAGUACUACCCUAUCGAAGAGUUGCACCAGUUGUUGAAUUCGUAAAGGUGCUAGAGAUUUUUGGAAUUUCUGAAUGUACUUUUAUGGGUCAACGAACAUCUUCUUCUCUAGUAGGACGAUCAUCUUCUUUUCUAGUAGUACGAUCACCUUCCGAUGAUUGACACUUUCAUCCGUUACGAAAAAGAAGACAAAUUGGCUCUCCAAAAGGCUGAUUUCGAACGGCAGAUCUCUUAUCUGUCUGGUCGUUUCGAGCAGCAGCUGGUCGAGAAAGAAACUGAGUUGCUCGAAGAGAAACGCGAAUACCAGAAGAUGACCACCUCCCAGAUAUUAAGGCCUCCCACAAUUUUUAUGCAUCUUCAGGAGCAUUUCUUGGAGCUAUCCUAUUUAAGGAGAGAGAAGUUCUUCAGAAGCAUCUUGAAGCUGUCCCAUUAUAGAUACGGAGAAAGAAAUUGUACCAGCAUAGCAGUCCCAAACGGAGAACGAACUUGAAUCAGGAUGCAGCUGAGGAGCCAAGAGGGAUAUGAGCACUACCUCUAAGGAUAAUCGCCCUAGAGGAUCAAAAGCACGAAGCGAUGCGUGGUUGGGAGGAAAGGGUUACAUCGUUGGAGUCUGAGAUCGAAACGGUGAAAGACGAAAAAGAUGGUGUAAUAGAGCAGAUGAAGUUGCAGGAGGCCAUUUGGCGAGGAUGUUAUCGCCAAGUAAAACAUUUGAGGUGCGUAGUGGAAGCCUUUCGUCCGGCUUUGAAGCGGAAAAAUUUAAGGCACUUGUUCUGGGUAGACUCAAUAUCCAAAUCACCUGUUGCUAGUGUAGACUCAGUAUCUGCUUGUGGUCUGUCUGUAGUAUUUCUGUAUGCUGUUAUCUCUCUUUCUAACUCCUGAUUUAGGCGCCACGUCGAACUCAGUUUCCUCGCCUGCCAGGUCUGUGACUACUGCGAACCAUUCGGCGACAAGCAACAACAGGAUGACAAAAAAGACCACUUCUGGUGCACACACUAGUGCUGUUGGUGCACCUCAACAGACUCAGUUGUCUUACAACAAUACUAGUACAAAUCGCCAAUUGGGUAGUACAACCACUUCACAAGCGCAGAGACACACAAGCACAUGCGGAUCGGUAGCUGAGGUUGACUCUGAACGAAUGGACGCUGCCGCAGCGUCUAGUGGGUCUUUUCGUCCAAGCAGCUACUGUGUGAUUAAGGCUAGACACUCACUCUUUGGCGUGAGGUAUCCUGGGUCACGUACGCGCUUUCCUUGACUUAAAAGGGAAAGCAAGGGGAAGCUUGGCGUGAGGUAUCCUGGGUCACGUACGCGCUUUCCUUGACUUAAAAGGGAAAGCAAGGGGAAGCUUGGCGUGGGGUAUCCUGGGUCACGUACACGCUCCCCUUGAGUUAUAAUUCAAAGGGUCAGGAAAGCAACUCUUGACCUCUUGACUCAACCACAGGUAGUGAGGCUCUAGCGUUAAUGUGAUCAACUUGCAAGAUAAACGAGGUGGAAGUUCUGUAGGUGGGGUGGUCGGUCGAGCUGGCCCAUUCUCGGGAAGCAGCGCUAGUGGGGGGUCGCCUCGUGCCGAGCGCAGUCUGACAGCAUCGAGGAGCGCUGCUGUGACGUCGGUUCGGUCACCGAGUACAAAUACAGGCCCAAUGCGAUCAAACAAAACUGUGGUUAGAUUAUGACUGUCUAAUGAGAGAAGAAGGAUGCGUAUUACUUACUCAUCGAUGUUGCUCAUCGUGUUAUCCAUCGUUUUAUAUUGACUAAGUGUAACUCAACAUCUCUCCCUCUCUUCCCACUUCCUCCUGAUUAUAGACUUGUCGAGAGUUCACCCUAAUUGAUAAUAUACAUAUAGCAUUUAUUGAUUCUAAUUUCAGUAGAAUAAGACUCUUCAUCUGUGAGAUUGCACUAAGUUUCUUGAUAUUCUAAGGUCUACAUCAUGCUUAUUGAUUCUAAUCUCCGAUGAACUGCACCAAGACGAGCAGCAGGACUUCGGAAGAGACCGUAACCCGACUCUACUGGAAUUUUCGCCACGUUCUCGAACAGCCAUAAGCCGCACACCAGAGAGCGUCCGAAAGAUAUGAAUGGACGUUUAAUUGUUGUUGUUGUUGUUCUUGUCUCAGUAAAGUUGAAGUACAAGUACGUUCCCCUCUCCUCUAUACACUCGUAUGACUUGCAAAGUUGUCUCUCUCUCUCUGAAUAUGUUAAUGAAAGCACUUUUACAGGACCACCAGACGAUUCCAGAUGGUCGCGUGUUGCUAGGAUGAGGUGACAAAAAUAACUACGCCUCAACUACAAGAGGCUUCCUUUCAUAAUGCAGCAACUCUUCGACCAGCCUGUACGUGACCGCCAGUAGGGCAUGAUCACCGCCAGUAGGGCAUGAUUGUGUGGGCAGAUGGCGAUAUUGAAGCGAAGUUGGUGUGGAGCGCGAAGAAGGCUCUUCGAAUGAACGGUUUUUAGCGUAUUUCGAGAUUUACAGAGCUUUUUGUGGCUUAUCAUGAUAUGGGACGUUUGAAGAUGAUGUCAUACACGCAACACGUACACGGUCAGGUAUAAGGAAUACAAAUGCACUCUACGUUGUUACGGAGGUAGACCUAUGAGGAAAGUACUAUCAUACCAGAGUAACUAUGAAAAAACAGUACAGAUGGCGAUGGAAAAAGACAAAUGAUUGCAGCAGGAAGCACCGAAACAACUACUUAGUCAAUGCAUCACUCUCUUCGAAAAUAAAUCUGAAAGAUCUAGUAGAUCAAAAAUGCACCUGUAAUUCUCAGUAUAAACGUAUUUCUAUAGCAGGCUUGUGCGCUUUCAACAUUAUCAUUGUAUAAAGAACAGUUAAACAGCCACUCAAGAAAAAUAUCUCGUAACGAUAGAGUCUGGGCAAUUGUAAAGUCUUUUUGACCUCGAGACAUAAAAUGAACCCCAACAUGAAGCAAAUCUUCAAGGAGUAAGAGAAAAGUAGCACAGUCUUGACUUCUGCACUGUCAAACGUUGGAAUUUCUCGAUGUUGCUUGUCGUCUAAAUCAAAUAUUGAGUUCUACUACUGUACCGCUGCGUGCAACAAGAACAGCC